Molecule: messenger RNA, 2638 nt
Organism: Taeniopygia guttata (zebra finch)
Lineage: Eukaryota; Metazoa; Chordata; Aves; Passeriformes; Estrildidae
Source: RefSeq, a predicted model, not a curated record
GAUUUGCCCAUCUGUGAUGGCUGUGAACCUGCCUGAUGCUGGGGGCUGUUCGGCAGGGCUGGCUCAGGUGCUGUGGCUGCCUCUGAAGUGGACCUCUCCUGUGUGACUGUGGAUGUGUGUGGCUCAUGGCCCCCUUCCUCAGAGCUGGGCACCAGGGACGGCCACUGCCUCGUGUAGUGACCAUGGUGCUGCCUGUGAGGGUGUCACCUCUGUUUUGUAUGUGACGUCUAUGUUUCCUGCAGUGCCCUUGGAGCUGCACCCCACGGGGAUGUCAGUCCUGCUGUGGUACCCCUGGGCUUGGAGCUACACCCUGUGGGGAUGGCAGUCCUGCUGUGGUACCCCCGGACUGGGAGCUGCACCCCACGGGGAUGUCAGUCCUGCUGUGGUACCCUGGCCCUUCCCUUCCCAUGUACUCACAGUGCCUCCAGCCGCUGUCUGCACAGGCAGCACUCUCAGGGCUGGUUUUCCCCCAGAAAGCUGCUGUUUGGGAAGGCCCUGCUCAGAGCAUCCUGCUGACCCCCCUCUGGCAGUGGGACCCCACUGGCAGCCCCAGUGACCCCAGCACCGUGGGGAAAGCAGCAGCACCCGCUGUGUUUGUGCAUCUCUGGCCAGGUGCCAGCACCAACCACGGCCAGGCUGGGAGGCUGGUGGCCUGAGAUGCUGCUGUCCCAGGCCACCUCCCAGCCCAUGGCAGCCCCUCAGCGCAGUCCUGGGAGGAGACCUGUCCCAGAGACAGGUCACCCAAGGCUUUCCCAUGGGUGGAUGCCACCCCACGGGGACCGAGUUUAAUGUUUCUCCAGACAAAGCCUUAUCAGCAACCUUUAGCCGUGUUUGCUCAGACCCUCUGGCCAUUGGGCAGCCAGGCCCGAGCCCCAGGACAAGGGGCUGGUGCUGGCUCAGCACAUACUGCCAGCGGGGUGGCAGAGCACGUCUGGCAGCCAGAGCCCAGCCAUGGAGGCCAGUGAUGACCCCGAGGAGCCCCCGCUGCCCCUGCCACUGACCAGGUUUCAAGUCUCUGAGGAGUUUGGCUUCCUGCUUCCUGAUCCUCUGGUAGGACUUGGCUGUGCCUCCCCAUCCGUGUGCCACAGGAGGCAGACAGGAAAACAGAGGGGUUGACAGAGCUGCCUGUGCCCUACAGCCCCUGGAUGGACAUGGCCCGGGAGCUGCCCCAGCUGAUCACCAGCCAUCGGCUGCGCUCCCGCGUUCAGCAGGGUUUCCCUGGCAGAUGCCGCAGCUGAGCACCCAGCACCUCCGAGGGCGUGAGGAGCUGCACUUGGCACACCUGGUGCUCAGCUUCAUCACCAUGGGCUACGUCUGGCAGGAGGGCGAGGAGGGCACCGUGCAGGUCCUGCCCCGAAACCUCGCCGUCCCCUUCUGGGAGGUCUCCCAGGCCCUGGGCCUCCCGCCCAUCCUCAGCCACGCAGAUUUUGUGCUGGCCAACUGGAGGAGGAAGGACCCCAACGGGCCUCUGGAAAUUGAGAACCUGGACACGAUCAUCACACUGCCUGGGGGAGAGAGCCUGCGGGGCUUCAUCCUCGUCACCCUGCUUGUUGAGAAGGCAGCUGUGCCUGGCAUUAAGGCAAUCACACAGGCCCUCGGUGCCGUCGUGCAGGGUGAUGAGGAGACCCUGCACAGAGCCCUGCAGGAGCUGGCAGGGGCCGUCGAGGCCAUGAGUAAGGCGCUGAGGCGGAUGCACGACUAUGUGGAUCCAGAAGUAUUCUACUCUGUGAUCCGGAUCUUUCUCUCUGGCUGGAAGGACAACCCUGCCAUGGCGCACGGGCUCAUCUACGAGGGGGUGUCCCCAGAGCCCAUGGCCUUCUCGGGGGGCAGCGCGGCGCAGAGCACAGUCCUGCACGCCUUCGAUGAGCUCCUGGGGAUCCGCCACCGCGAGGACAGCGCUGCCUUCCUGCGCAGGAUGAGGGAGUACAUGCCCCCGGCGCACAGAGCCUUUGUGGAGCACAUCCAGGGCUCCGUGUCCCUGAGGCAGCUCGUGCUCUCCUCGGGGGACGCGCGGCUCCGUGUCGCCUUCAACCGCUGCGUGUUGGCGCUGGCGGACUUCAGGUCCUACCACAUCACCAUCGUCACCAAGUACAUCUCCGCUGCGGCGGCCAGAGCCAAGGCCAGGCUGGCCUCUGCGGGAAAACCCCCGUCUGCCCUGGAGACUAAAGGAACCGGCGGCUCCCACAUCUUCAGCUUCCUGAAGAGCAUCAGGGACACCACCAGGGAGGGGGUGAUAAGUGCCUGACCCACCCCGAGGGUUGCCCAAAGUGGGCGCAGGAGGCGAAGGGGCUUUGGAUCUGUCUGCAAGGCACAAGCCAAGAGCCAAACCCUCCCAUCAGCAGCAGCUUUCCCACUGUGCACGUCUGGGACACGAGGGACACGCUCGGGGCUGGUGGGAGAGAACAGCGCUGCUGCUGCUGCUGCUGCCUCCCCCCAGCAGGCACACACAGCAUCCUCCCCUGGCAUGGGACGGGCGUGCUGUCCUCCUGUGGCACUGGUGCCAGCACAUCAUCCCCGGGCCCCAGGGAGGAGCUGUGUCCCUCCAAGCCCCAAUUCCUGCCCACUGCACCCCGCCGCGGGGCCACCGCUCGGAUGGACACGGGUGGGUCACACGGGCGAAUAAAGCAGCGAUCGCUGA